This is a messenger RNA of Acanthaster planci (crown-of-thorns starfish), 2892 nucleotides long. RefSeq names its product tripartite motif containing 13-like. The record is from RefSeq and is a predicted model, not a curated record. NCBI's taxonomy places the organism in Eukaryota, Metazoa, Echinodermata, Asteroidea, Valvatida, Acanthasteridae. Gene Ontology annotation, molecular function: zinc ion binding.
CGCAAUCAAAGACUAGUGACCGCGCCAGCAUGAGUAAUGUGUAGAAAAGCGAUUGUGCCGUACGACAAGAACGUACAAACUCCGUUCCAGAAGUUAUGCCUGUUUUCAAAGGCCCGUUCUGACAUUCCUGGAUUGUUAUGGUGCGUGAGAAUUGAACCAAAACAACGGCUCUGUACUGAAGCGUCCACAACAUGACAAAGUCAGUGAUGCAGUGAGCUCUUCGAUGGUACUGCCAACGUUGGCAGUCGUGAUCCGCGUGAAGCUUUAACUUUCGCUGUGAGUUACAUCCGGAGAGACAGUUUCUUGGGCACAGUGAUGGCAGAGGGAGGAAUUUAUCGCUCGAAUCUGAGGAAGUUUAGUGAAGAACAUCUCCAGUGUUCAAUAUGCCAAGAUUUGUUCAAGAAUCCCAAAACCUUAAACUGCCUUCACAGUUUCUGUGAAGAUUGCCUCUUCAGGUGCCAUAGUUCACGCGUUAUUGUACGUAACGUAAUCUGUCCGAUUUGCCGGGAGGAAACUCGUACUCCAAGUGGUACCGUAAACAGCCUUCGUUCGGAUUUCAAACUGGCAGGCAUGAUAGAGGCAGUCGGCAAAGAAGAUGUGCAAGCUGAGCCAACGUGUGUCAAGCAUGCCGGCAAAAAAUGCUACAUCUUCUGUUGUACCUGCCAUGAACUGAUUUGCUUCUCGUGUCUGCGAGAAUCUCACUGCAGUCACAAUGCAGGGGAAGUUGGGGAAACGGUGGAGGAACUGAAGCAGUCGGUGAUAGAACGCACGAUACAGUUCGACAAAUCCUCAGAAGCUGUUGCCACAGCACAGGAGACAAUCGAAAAAAGGAAGCAAGACUUCAACACAACAUUGGUGAAGAUAAGGAAAGACAUAACUGACAGAGUUAAGGAAGAAAUUGCACGAAUUACUGUCGCCAAGCAGUGCAUCAUGGAUGAGCUGGAUCACAUCCAGAAGGACCGGACGAAACUGUUCGCUAGACGCUCCAAGCACCUGUCCUCAAUUAUGGAAGAUUUGCAUCAAAUCAGCAAUGACUCUAAAUUGCUAGCCAAGAUAGGCAAUGACUAUGACUUUCUGAAAAAGUACCAGGAAUUGAAGGCUGGCAUCUUUGCUGAUGAAAACUACUGUUGUACCCAAAUCAUUGAGUCCAUUUCGCCCCUGGCAUUGGAGUUUCGUCCCUCAGUUAAAAAUCCUUGGAAAUUCAACCUGGGAGUACUUGUGGGUGGCACUACCCUUGGUGGUGAAGAUGACGAUGGUGAUGACCAUGGUAGUGAGGAUGAGCAGGCUGGUUGUGAGGACGAUCAGUAUGGCGAGGAUGACAGUGAUACUGAUGUGGGUAACCACGGUGACAGUUUGGGUGAUGGUGAAGAAGAGGAUGACAAUGCUGAUUUGGAUGAUGGGGAUUUUGAGGAUGCAGAUGGUGACGAAGGUGAAGAUGACGAUGGUGAUGACCAUGGUAGUGAGGAUGAGCAGGCUGGUUGUGAGGACGAUCAGUAUGGCGAGGAUGACAGUGAUACUGAUGUGGGUAACCACGGUGACAGUUUGGGUGGUGGUGAAGAAGAGGAUGACAAUGCUGAUUUGGAUGAUGGGGAUUUUGAGGAUGCAGAUGGUGACGAAGGUGGCGAGGAUGGUGAAAAUGGGGAUUACGGUGGUGGUGGUGAUUAUGUUGACAUUGAUGAUGGGGAAGAUGAUGAAACGCAUGAGGAGAAUUACUCCCAGGAUAUGUACAAGAACAUUAAAAAGAAACCUAAAAGCUGAAUGCAAAAUGAAGGUCAUUUUCCCUCUCUUCCGCAUGUUGGCUGUCGGAAACUAGGCCUUUGAGAUGGAAGAUGAUCACUUUGUGUCACUGAACCAAAUGAUUGAUGGGACAUAAUUUGCAUGUCAACUCAAGUAAACAGAUGUAAAAAAAAAUCUGUAUCAAAUUGGAGAAGUUUUACCAACGUAUGGGGUCACUCCUGCCUCAAUAUAACUGAAAGUUGAAUGUAUUUUUGCAUUGAAGUAUGCUUAGUUUUGCUGUAAACGCACGGUUUAUAUAUGCCUUUAUAUAUUUGUUACAAUUAUAAAGCAAUGACAAAAAUCAUUAAUGUGCAUGUGUAGUAUUAAUAAAAUCUAAUUGUGCCUGAAUAUUUUUAAGACUGACAGGAGGAAAUGACGAGUCUAGAAGGCCAAGAAAAUAGGCCGUUUUUAUUCACUGUCGACAAUCAUUGUUGAAUACCAGCGCAAAGUACCACACCAGUCAACCAUUGGACAUUCUAGAAACUAACCACAAACCCCAACAAAAUAAAAAUUUUGCAACCAAAACGAAUGCGGUCAGACGUUUACAUUCCCCCCAAAAUUCCCGAAGAUAAAACUAACAAACUGACGCUAAGUUGAUCAGAAAUGAAAGAGAAGAGGUAAUCAACAUCCAGAGUGGAAGAGUCUUGGUUUUUAAGUGGUUUUUACUUAAGUUGUUAAAAGGUUUCCCCCAAAAAAGUGAGGGUAAAAAAAAGCGGCGUCGCCGCACCACUUUUGGAGCCAACUCCUGACCAGAAACCGGUGAAUUAUGUUUUUGACCUUAAACGAGUGUACACGUCCUCCUAAGUGGUUAACUUUGCAUAGUUCUACCAAACUACUUUUACAUUUUUAAAAUGGAUUUUUCUGCACCGAUUAAAGUUGCUAAAUUUACCACAACUGUCAGACACAAACCUUUUUGUCAGAUUUUGAAAAAUAGCGCAGUUUUUUCCUAGCUUCUUCUCUCCGUAAUUUCACUUAGUACCAACACCAAAACCAAAGCAGACUUUAUUUGAAUUUUGUUGUCUCGCACGAGGUAUAUUGCCCUCUCGUGUCCUAACAUAGUUAAUGUUUUUAUUUCAAAUUUAUAAUUACCAUUAAAAUUCACAACAUGUACAUGAA